Molecule: messenger RNA, 770 nt
Organism: Paramuricea clavata
Lineage: Eukaryota; Metazoa; Cnidaria; Anthozoa; Malacalcyonacea; Plexauridae
Source: the annotation of a GenBank genome assembly
AUGCUUCUUCUGUACAUAUUUGCGAUACUGAUUUGUAUUUGCAACAUAGAUGCCGUUGGAGAAGAGUCGGGGAACACAGAAAACUCUUCAAUGAGCAAUAUACCUUCGUUUACAUGCGAUAUAAACAAGUAAGCAUAUAUAUCACUAUCAGAAAAUGAUCGAUUUAUAUAUUUAUUUAUUAUUCGAUUUAUAAACCUAUAUUGUACAUAAUUGCUCGUCUAAACCUCUGUUUAUGUUUUGUCUUUUUUCUAUGCUCCUUUAUUGCUUGCAUUGUAAAAAGCCUGUUUCUGUAUGAAUUAUGGAAGAAAAAAGACAAGGAAGACAGUGCCAGUGCGACUGUUCUAUCCACUGUAAUUAAAUUGGCCUUCAAGCACUCUGGAAUCACUCAUGUUCAAAUCAAUGACAGGAUUCUACAUGCUUUCCACAAGAAGCUUUACCUUCUUAAGAAAGCUUAUCUAAAAGCAAACCGAUUGGGUGGAAAGUGUUUGAAACGGCUGUUGGGGAAGUGGAACACUGGUGAUCCCUACCGUUUUAAGAUUUACUAUCAUGAAGUUGACAAACUUAAUUUGAAGAAUGAGACAUUGAGGAUCGAGAAAUGGAAACUUAAUGUGGAAACUAAUGAGUAUGAAGUGUUUGACCUUAUUAAUGAUGAAGAAUUAUCAUUUACAAAAACUGAACCACAAGAACUAUCUGACAAUGACAUGGACAAUGUAAACAUGUGGUUGUAUUUAAAAGACAAAUUCAACAUUUCCAACGAAGCGUGGGCAUGA